UCCUUUAGUGACAGUUUGACGCCAGCGGAGGAGACGCUUCACAGGAGCAGACGCACAAAGGAAGAGGUCGGAACUGCAGCUAUGGGAAUCAAACUGUACUACACCACUGUUACUGCCUCACGGACGAUCAAGUCUCAACAGCAGGAGGUGAUGCGAAUCCUCGAGAGUAAAAGCAUCCAGUACGAGCUCAUCGACAUCUCCGUGGGCUGCGAGCUGCGUGACGAAAUGAGAAACAAAGCAGGAAACCCCACGGCUGUCCCUCCUCAGCUUUUCAAUGAAGACCAGUACUGUGGGAACUAUGAAAUGUUUUCGGAGGCGGUGGAGGAGGAUGCAGUGGAACAGUUCCUGAAGCUGGCGUGAGGAGGGCCGAAUGUGCUUUCACCAUCUUAAUCCCAAACCCCACACCCACGGCCCACUCUCAGCCCCUCAAACACCCCCCCCACCCCCAAUCUCUUUAUCCAGUCUCUAUCAACACCACUGGCAGUGUCCACUCACUUUCAAUGCCAUAAUGAAGAAUGCCAAAAAUCUCAGAAGACACACAUUCCCCCAACUGCACCAUUAGAGUCCAGAUCAGUCUUAAACUCUUUGAUUUUUUUUUUUUUUUUUAAAUGUUAUAUUAUAUUCUGUUUUUCAUUAGAUUCCUUCCUGUCUGACAGACUAGUGUUACUUCUUAGUCCACUUGGCAUCAAUGGGGUGCCUACAUGAGCGGUAAUUAGGUCGACUAAUCUUGGCCGCAGCUACAUGAGCGCUGGAGAUUAAACUAAUCCACUGGAUGACAACAUUCAACCCAGAAUCUUCCUGAUCCCCUUUCCUGACUAAAACGCACCGUCAUCACUCAGUCUUAACCACGUUGUUGUCUUUUCCCGUAGCCUUCACGUUCCCAUGACGGCACACGCUCAGUACUUCACAGGGAUGCAAAUGCACACAGAAGUAGCAAAGACUUUAAUAUCCUUAAACCCAAGUUCAUUAUGAGUUUCAGCAGCUGGAAGAUGCCUCCUUGGCACCCACAGCUUUUUGGUGUUUUGAUCCAUUAUUUACCUGGUUGAGGAUGUGAUGAGACGGUUCCAGACCAGAAUCGGAACCCACUGUGGUCGAAAGUAGUCCCACACUGAUCUGAUCCUGAUCCUGAAAUAGGAUUUAAACUAGUUCAGAUAGUUUUUCAGCCUCCGCUUAUUUACAACUUAUGUAAAGCUUUGAUUAAAAAACUGACAAAAAAUGUUUAGACCGCUGCUUUUUGGCAGAUUUAAAGACUGAUCCCAGUUUUCUUGACCAAAAGCCAAUGGGAUUUUUCCAGUGGGGUUUGGAUACUUGCAGAAAAUAAGCUCUGUGGCAAACGCAAGUGUAUUGUACUUGAAAGUUUGUUUCAGCAAGAUAACCCUCAACACUGGAAACUGCAGCUGCUAUCACGGACAGGUUAAUGCUAAUGUUUGGCUGUAAAGUAAUUAAAUUUCAUUUCACAUUGUUAAUCUAAGAACUUCCCUCUUCCCUUGUGACCAUUCUUGCUGGUUAAAGAAGCAUUUGCAGAAGUGCAACACGAGGCUGUAACAGUCGACUGCAGCCAUUUCAAAGCCCCUAAAUUGGGUGUUUACUUAUUAUUAUUAUUAUUAUUAUUAUUAUUAUUAUUAUUAUCAAAAUCUAGAAGAAUAAAACAUGUUAUCAGAUGUCUGACCAAAAAGUCCUUACUGGGUUUGAACAUUCUUUUCUAUAGGACCCUUAAUUUUGGUGAUAUCAGCCACAGUGUUCUCCAUUUUUUAUUUUUUAGAUAUUGUUCAAGGUGCUGCAAAAUGCAAUUUUCCCAGAUGGUUUGCAUGUGACUUGACGCUGAAACAAUGCCCUCUGUGUUUUUUUCACAGCGUAUAAGUCAGCAUACGGAAACAUUUCAAUUUUGUAGGCCAAAGUUUUUUUUUUCUUUUUCACUUUAUCACGAGACUUUGAAACAACAUUUAGCUCUUUUCAAUGAACUCAACAGUUAUCUGAGAAGGUAAAUGUAGAAAAAUAUAGAAUAUUCAAGAAUUUUUUAACUUCCUUUUGUUGUUGUCUAGUUAAACCCCCACCUGGUUGCCCCUAUCAAUGCAUCCCUAGUGACUAGUCUUAGGAAACCUUGGUAACUAAUGGAUCAAACUGUUAAACUGGUUAAAAAAUAAGCAAGUGGUUGAACAUUUCAGGAAGUAGCUGCUUAACUUUAGCAUCUGGAUCUACUCAUUUCCUCACGUCACAUUUGGUGCCAAUGUGUAUCUGUAUUACGCUUUUCGUGGGUGAAUAUUCACUGUAGUAUUAGCACUUAACCUGCCAUCUUAUUUGUUUUCAAUAAUUUUACAGUUAAACUCGAAAGCUUAAGAGUAAUGGGAGCUCUGACUGGUGAGGCAAAGAAGCCAAACAUAAUGAGAUAAUAGAGUGAAGGGAGCAGAUGGGAAUGGUCUAGGUAAUCCCAUUGGUUCUCCUGCCUCAGAUUAUUUCAUGUUACAGUUUCAUAGAUUGUUCCGGGAAUGAUGAUGCAGUAAUGCGACUAUGCACUGAAACCCUGCCUGAUAGUGAACACAGACGUAAAGGUCAAAGGUGUGUUUAGAAUGACCUCACUCACUCAGUCUUAGCCUUUGGGAACAUUCAUUACAUGGGAAAAAUGAAGGCUUCACUUAUUUGUACUUUUUAUGUGUUUGCAUUUAUUCUGUUAGCUGCUUAGUUUUUUUUUUUUUUUUUUUUUUUUUUUAAGACAACAUGGUUUCCCUCGACCAACCAUUUAACCCUGCUUUCAAAGUUGUGUUGCUACGGUUUGGGAUCCCUAGCGUUGACGGCCUUCACACAAUGUUUGUGCACUGUUUUGUAAGUCAAUGGUUGUAGGUGUUUGCCUGUUAUUGUUGUAUAUUCACUAUGAAUCAUCUUUUAGACAUUCCAUGUCUCUCUCUUGAGCUCCUGAUUUGCUUUUGGACCAAUUCCCCUUGGCCAAAAAAAGAAGAAAAUAGGGAAUAAAAUGCUGUUGUCUUCCAAGAAGAUUGUGAAAAGUGAUUUAUGGGUUUAAAAAAUAAAGCAAAGUUAAAACCA
Messenger RNA from Sphaeramia orbicularis (orbiculate cardinalfish), 3039 nucleotides. RefSeq names its product SH3 domain binding glutamate-rich protein like 3 (gene sh3bgrl3). NCBI's taxonomy places the organism in Eukaryota, Metazoa, Chordata, Actinopteri, Kurtiformes, Apogonidae. The transcript has 3 exons. Bases 82 to 360 code for a protein of 92 amino acids. The record is from RefSeq and is a predicted model, not a curated record. Gene Ontology annotation, cellular component: cytoplasm.